This is a messenger RNA of Fusarium oxysporum Fo47, 1358 nucleotides long. Its product is annotated as cleavage polyadenylation factor subunit FIP1. Gene Ontology annotation, cellular component: mRNA cleavage and polyadenylation specificity factor complex. Bases 75 to 1061 code for a protein of 328 amino acids. The record is from RefSeq and is a predicted model, not a curated record. The transcript is spliced from 4 exons. Gene Ontology annotation, molecular function: RNA binding. Lineage: Eukaryota; Fungi; Ascomycota; Sordariomycetes; Hypocreales; Nectriaceae.
CUCGAUAUUGACCAAUUCUAGUCGCAACUACUUAAUUUUACACCUGCCAACUUCUUGUUGCCAGAAUCGCAAACAUGGAUAUCGACGAUGAUGAUGAUUUUUAUGUGCCAGAUGAGCCAAAGACCGAGACCGCAGCUCCAGAGGAUAAGAAGCCAAAAGCAGAUGAUUUAGAAGAAGGCGAAGAAGAGGAUGAGGGUGCCGCUAUGGAUGAGGACGAUGACUCUGAUGAGGAUGACUCGGACAUCGACAUCAUCACAGAGCGCAAAGAUGGCACAAAACCAGCUCCACCACAACAGUCCAAAUAUAGUGAUAUUCGAAAUAUCCCCCAAAGAACAGCUUCAAGCGAUGUGCCAACACAACCUGCGCCAGCACGGAAGGACUCCGAAUCACGACCAUCGGUUAACGUUGCUGCGCCAAGCGCCGACAAGACUUCUGCUGCGGCAUCUAAAUCAACGAUCGACGUGAACGCAAACCCGAUUCAUCCUGGGACGGGGAAGCCUAUCACCCAGGUCAACAUUGACGAAGACCUACCAGACAGUGACAAGCCAUGGCGGAAACCUGGUACCGAUAUCAGCGACUACUUCAACUACGGCUUCGAUGAGUUCACAUGGGCGCUUUACGCUUCCAAGCAAGAGACCGUUCGAGGAGAAUUUGGAGCUGAUGUCUUUGCCCAGAACAAUAAGAAGAUGAUGGAAGACUUCAACAUGAUGAUGAUGGGCGGUAUGGGUAUGCCAGGAGGAGGCAACUCGGGUGCUCAGCAAGGGGGAAUGCCUGGCGGAAUGGACGGUAUGCCUCCUGAAAUGCAAGCCAUGAUGCAGCAGAUGAUGGCUUCAGGUAUGGACCCAAGCCAAAUGGAUCCCAGUCAGAUGAACGCCAUGUUCUCGGGUAUGCAAAAUGCUGGAGGAGCGGGUGCACAAGGCGCACAGGGUGGCCAAGGGGGUAACUUUGGUGGUGGUUUCGGUGGCAACCAAGGUGGUUUUGGAUAUGAUCAAACUAUGUCUGGAGGCGGAGGCGGAGGCCGGGGAGGAUUUGGGGGUCGCGGACGUCGUGGAAGAUGGUAGUUGGCUCCUCUCUGAAGCCACCCCUCUGAAUUUCCACAGACCAAAACUGAUGGGCUUUGUCGAUUUGUUAAUGGGAGGACCUGGCGUUGGGGCAUAUUGCCGAUAGGCAUGGGACCAUGAUAGAUUGGCUCUCUUCACGAGCUACUCAGAAGGACGAGUAAUCAUUUGAGUGUAGGCUUGAAUACACUUCUUGAACUUGUCUCUGUAUGUGCAGAUUAUACCCAAAUAACUAGUUAAGCUUCACUUCAACAAUCUUCGCUGGCUCUGUCUUUCCAUCCACAGGCACUGCAUUUGCUC